This is a messenger RNA of Alternaria burnsii, 2331 nucleotides long. RefSeq lists its product as uncharacterized. The record is from RefSeq and is a predicted model, not a curated record. The transcript is spliced from 5 exons. Lineage: Eukaryota; Fungi; Ascomycota; Dothideomycetes; Pleosporales; Pleosporaceae. Bases 1 to 2331 code for a protein of 776 amino acids.
AUGGUUAAAGGAGAGAUUCUCACCCUCGGUGCUGCCGCUGGUGCCCUUGGAGGUGCUUACAAGCUUGCCGAAUUCCUCAACAAGGCCAAACGCGUCCGCGACGUCGGUCCUUCCAAUGCAGUCUAUGUGCGCAUCAUUGGCCGCGUCCAAUCCGACCUUGAUGAAGUGAGACGUCUUCUCUCCAUCCGCGAGAUCCACGACAUCCUCGAAGCCAACCCUGAGAAGUCCAAAUGGGUCUACGGAUGCAUGCGCGAUGUGCGCGGCGCUCUCGAGAACAUCACGCCGCACACGGAGCGCGUCGCUGGCGAUAUCCAGGACGGUCGCCGUAUCGGUGUCAGGCACCGCGUCUACUGGCUGCUCAGCGAGAAGGAGAAGCUGGAGAACAGAGAGAAGGAGCUCAACAUCGCGCAAGCCAGUCUCAGUGCGGUGCUCGGCUACUUGACUGCUCUGGAGCCGUACGAGGAGCCACAUAAGCCCAAGUCCAAGAAGGAAACUCAUAUCGACAUCGACAUCCACCAGGAACCUCCCCAGCCCCAGGCCCAGCCUCAGCCUCAGCCGACGCACACGACGCACAUCGACCGCGAAGUCUGGGUCGAGCGUGACGGUGCGCCGCCUCGUCAUGUAGAGGAACACCGCGAUGUCUGGGUUGAGCGCGACCGUCAUCCUGCAGCCCACUACGAGGAGCGUCGCGACGUGUACAUCGAUGAGCGCGAGCGCGGACCCCAACACUACGACGACCGCGGUCCCGCUCCCCGUUACGACGCUCACUUUGAACACCAAGGCCGCGAUGCUCGUUACGAGACUCAGUAUGACGAGCGCUUCGAGCAGCAAGACCACUACCGCUCGCAGUACCCUAUUGAGACCCAAGGCAACUACAACCAGACCCGUCCCUUCCCUGAGCCCCUCGGCCGCCGCCCUGAAUCGUUCGAGGACCGUCUUCCCGAGCGCGACUCCUGGAUGCAGAGCAAUGCGCGCGCCAACCAACGCCCAGGUCAGUACGCCCCCCGUGGGUACGCCGAGUACGGUGCACCGCAACCCAUCGGCGCAGCCCAUUAUUCGCGUAGGUUUCAAGGAGACGCGGGCUUUGGCGACGAAGAAAUACUAAAUCCACAACCAGUGCCGUUGGACAGGCAGUACGCCGAACGUGAGAUGUGGAUCGAACAAAAGGAGGAUUACCGGUUCGAUCAUGUUCACGACAUUGAUUUGAAACUACACAACACCGUACAGACAUCCACCCCGACCAGUAUGGCACGAAGUACCUCGUGGGAGAAGAUACGAUUGUGCUUCUUCAUGUUCGUUCGUGCAAAAUCCACACGCUGGCCUAACAGCACCAGAUCCGCAACCGAUAUACUCCUUGCUCUGUCUAUACUCAUCGCUGUAGCACAGUUCGGUCUCUGCGCCGCCAUGGCACACUGGUUGCUUAGCUCACACCGCGAGGUUCAGUGCUGGAACGUGGGCAGCACGAGAGAUCUGGACUUCAACGGCUUUGGGCUAGGGUCCAGACCAUCGGACUUCGUAUUCCAGACGGAAAUCAAGAGCUUGCCGCUUACCUAUGCAAACUUGGACAAGGCCUUCAACCUGGAGAGAGCUCAAGAAAAUGGAGAAGGUCUGUCAGGGCCUGAGUAUUUGAGUGCUAGAGCCAUUGGUGGGACAUUUACAAUAAUCGCGAUCCUCGUUUUCAACCCUCUACUGCUGGUUGUUGACCUUUUACUCCUGCUUCGAAGCCACUACCGGUCCGCGCGCAUCUCCAAUCGUGCUGGCAUGCUCUGGUCUAUGGGCUUCUCGAUCUAUUUCCCCUUGGUUACUCUAGGUGCUAUUUGGCUAGAUAGCUUUCCUAGCAACAAAAUCGACGACAGCUACGAUACGUGCUGGCAAUAUGACAAGACAAUGAAUGUGUUGGAAGGGCAGAGCCGAUGGGCAAAGGGUAUCGUACGAGGAUGUGAGAUCUUGGGAAUGCUGGGAGCGUUAUGCAUGGUCGCCUACUUCGCAUUCGCUCUCGUCGCCGCGUACAUGAACCAACGAGCCGAUGCGCAACAGUCGAUUAGACUAGACGAUCUUAGCAACCCUUCAUCCACUACCCACACUGACAACCACCGUGAUCUACCAUCUGCUGGCCUCGGCACUCGGGCAGGCCCUAUUCGGAUGAACAACUUCGGCAUCACGUUCAUAGAUGCUACCCCAGGCUCAGACAGCCAGUCCAGAACUGAAAGGUGGCGGCAGAGGCCGUGUGAGGAUCAAGAAGUUCUGACAAAUCCCUUCGCAGAUCCUGAAGACCCGUAUAGAGGCGGGGUGGGGAGCCAGAUGUCAGACAGUGGAGAUAAACAACCCUGA